CCCAGCUGGGAUGGAUCUCGUUAAGAACUGGUCAGUAACUUCAGUGGAAUGUCUUCACUGCGACCUUAUUCAAAGUGUUCCAGCCAUCCUUUUCUCCGUUGGGGGAUUUUCUGGAAACCAUUUCCAUGACUUUAGUGACCUGGUGAUCCCACUAUACAUCACUUCUAGACAAUUUAAUGGAGAAGUGCGGUUUCUUAUAACAGAUAACAGACCAUGGUGGAUCACCAAGUUCCAAGGAAUACUCGGAAUGUUAUCUAGAUAUGACAUUAUUGACAUUGAUAGAGAAGAAAAAAUCCAUUGCUACCCAAGCAUAAUUAUUGGCCUUCAAUAUCACAAGGAACUUGGUAUUGAUCAAUCCAAGUCCCAAAACCAGCUAUCCAUGAAAGAUUUCAGGCAGUUCCUAAGAAAAACCUACUGGUUGAAGGGGAGUCAAGCAAUCGGGAUAGGAGAUGAUAUGGGUAAAAGGCCUCGGCUACUGAUCAUAUCCAGAAGAAAUUCUCGAUCAUUCACAAAUAUUGACAAAAUAACUAGAAUGGCAGGAAGCUUGGGCUAUAAUGUAGUUACUGCAGAGCCUAAUAUUUCUACCAGCUUGGGGAGUGUUGCUCAAACAGUGAAUUCUUGUGAUGUAUUGAUGGGCAUCCAUGGAGCUGGACUAACAAACAUGGUCUUCCUUCCUGACAAUGCAAUUCUAAUUCAAAUAGUUCCCUUAGGAUCUCUUGAUGGGCUGGCUAGAGAAGACUUUGCAGAACCUGCCAUAGAUAUGAACUUAAGGUAUUUGGAGUAUAAAAUAAAGACGAAAGAGAGCUCUCUGAUCAAUAAGUAUCAGCUGGAUCAUCUGAUCAUUAAAGACCCUUUAUCAGUUCAUAAACAGGGAUGGGAUGCAGUAAGGUCAACAUAUUUGGACAAACAGAAUGUCAAGCUUGAUGUGAAGAGGUUCAGACCAACAUUGUUAAAAGCUCUUCAGUUGCUUCAUCAGUAGAGCAUAUAUGUAUACUUCGUGUUACUUCAACUGUUUUAUAGCUCAAAGAUGUUCUUUUAAUUUCAUCCCAAAAAAAAAAGGUUCUUUUUCUGCAUUCUCUUUGAGGAGGAAUGGAACAGAAGAGAAGAGAUGGGUGGUGAUUUGAAUGAGCACUUGUUCUUUAACUUGGUCAAGAAUCACAUGAUCAAGUGUCUUGUUCUUCAAUGAAGUUUAGAA
Messenger RNA from Durio zibethinus, 1195 nucleotides. Its product is annotated as alpha-1,3-arabinosyltransferase XAT2-like. The record is from RefSeq and is a predicted model, not a curated record. Gene Ontology annotation, molecular function: glycosyltransferase activity. Lineage: Eukaryota; Viridiplantae; Streptophyta; Magnoliopsida; Malvales; Malvaceae.